Messenger RNA from Lathyrus oleraceus (garden pea), 879 nucleotides. RefSeq names its product photosystem I reaction center subunit III, chloroplastic. Gene Ontology annotation, biological process: photosynthesis. The transcript has a single exon. Bases 172 to 858 code for a protein of 228 amino acids. The record is from RefSeq and is a predicted model, not a curated record. Gene Ontology annotation, cellular component: photosystem I; photosystem I reaction center; chloroplast thylakoid membrane. NCBI's taxonomy places the organism in Eukaryota, Viridiplantae, Streptophyta, Magnoliopsida, Fabales, Fabaceae.
CAACAAUCCAUCUCAGCAUCUUUACUUCUCUCACCUUAUCCAAAAUCCAUUUUCCCACCACCAAUUUCUCUCCACGCAGAAUCUAAAAACCUUCUCUUCUUCUCUUUCCAAUAUCAUCACACAAAUCAAAUCCAUCACACACAAACACCAUUCUUUUUUCCUCACAAGAAAAUGUCUCUCACCAUUCCAACUAACCUCUCGAAACCCACCUCAACCCUAAGACCCAAACUCACCCAAAAACCCAAACUCUCCACCAACAACACCAUCAUCCACUGCAGCACAAACCAAACCCCAAACAAUCAAACCGACCAUGCAAACUCAAAUCUAAAAGCCUUCUCCACUGCACUAGCCCUCUCCUCAAUCCUCAUCUCAUCCCCACUCCCGGCCGUCGCCGACAUCUCCGGCUUAACCCCAUGCAAAGAAUCAAAACAGUUUGCCAAACGCGAAAAACAGUCAAUCAAAAAACUCGAGUCCUCCCUCAAGAUUUACGCUGCCGACAGCGCUCCGGCACUGGCGAUAAACGCCACGAUUGAGAAAACAAAGAGAAGGUUUGACAAUUAUGCGAAACAAGGUCUGUUAUGUGGCGCUGACGGGUUACCUCAUUUGAUUGUGAGCGGUGAUCAGAGACAUUGGGGUGAGUUUAUCACUCCGGGGAUUUUGUUUCUGUAUAUUGCUGGAUGGAUUGGAUGGGUGGGAAGGAGUUACUUGAUUGCGAUCCGGGAUGAGAAGAAACCGACUCAGAAAGAGAUUAUUAUUGAUGUUCCACUUGCUUCUAGGUUGGUUUUUAGAGGCUUCAGUUGGCCUAUUGCUGCUUACAGAGAGUUGUUGAAUGGUGAACUCGUCGCCAAGGAUGUUUAGUUUUCUUCUAUUUCCAACAAG